AUGAUGAAUAUGGAUGGUUCCGCAGGAGAAAAUACGGUCAGUCUUGGGCAAGGUGAUGAUCAACAAAUGAUAACAUUAGCUGACCGAGAAAAUUAUAUAGCACGAUUAACAAAUUAUUUCAAUGGCAAUCGAGAAAUGGCUAAACAUCUCGAUGAUCAAGCGAUCACGAGAAGCGGUGGAAAAGCAGCACUGUACAGAAAAGUUUUACAAAUGUUAUUACCACCAAGAAAUCAACAGAUGCCACAGCAACAACCGAUGAUGAUUCCACAGCAACAACAACAGCAGCAACAGCAACAGCAACAACAACAGCAACAACAACAACAACAACAACAACAACAACAACAGCAGCAGCAGCAAAUGUAUAUGUCUUCUCAACAACAACAACAACAGCAGCAGCAGCAGCAACCACCACCUUCAUCGUAUACGAUGCAACCAAUGGUAUCCACACCUUCAUCAUCAGCUAUGAUACCUGGUACUCCCUCAAUGAUGAAUGUGAAACAAGAACCUCAAGUGCCACCAAUGUCUAAUAAUCAAAUGAGAGCUAAUCCUCAAAAUUUUUCUAUCCAACAGCAGCAACAACAACAAAUUAAACAAGAAUUGAUGAUGCCACCUACUCCGCAACAACAGCAGCAGCAGAUUAAACAAGAAAUGAUGAUGCAAUCGAUGCAGCAGCAGCAGCAACAACAACCACCGCAACCCGGAAUGCACGCUACACAAAUGAGACAGCAGCAGCCAUCACAAUACAAUGCACAACAACAACAACAACAACAACAACAAAUUCUUCCCAAUCAGCCCCCACAAAGUACACCACAACAGCGUACUAUCGUUCAGCAUUUACAACAAGUACGCCAACAGAAUCAUCUCAAUCAACAGCAGCAACAACAACAACAAGAAUUUACUAAUGUUGCGCAAAUGCAGCAACAACAUCCAUCCAAUCCUUCUGCACUAUCUCAAUCGUCUUCGGCACCAAUGACGCCUGCUCCAACAUCUGCUGGAAGCUCAGAUGAAAUUCUUCAACAACUCCUUACCAGUCCAAAUCCACCAAAGCAACUGCCAUCAGGCAUGUCUCAAAAUGCUGCUCAAGCAAGACUACGCACCAUGAAUCGUAACAUUCGUAAUCCACCACCAUCAGUAGCACAGAUGACUCCACAACAGCAACAACCUAGUCCGAUGACUCCAGGUUCGGAUCCGAUGAUGACUGGCAACAUUCCAUCACCUCAUUCUCAUCCAGGUAUGAUGCAACAACCACCCACGCCCCUAGGACCACCUGGUCAAAGUCCUCUAGCACGUUAUAUGAUGGCACAAUCGCCACAACCUGGUGUUUACCGUCCACAAAUGUCCCCAAUGAAUAUGAUCAAUUAUGCAGGUAGUCCAACAGCAAUGAUUGAUGAAGAAAUGCAUUUUCUAUUUAAAUACUUCACCGAACGCAUCCAUUACUUAGCUCGAGUAAUUACUCGAUGUCAGCAAGAAGGUCAGCAUGACAAAGUAGCUAAAUAUCGGCAACUGCAUGAUCAAAUGGCAACAUUUGUUCGAAAUCCUGUUCCCGAACAUUUAGUAGCUGCGCGUCGUUUGAAAGAACAUGUUGAUCGAAUUCUCGAUCCGCGAAUGUUCGGACCGGUUAUGAUGCCACCCAUGAUGGACAUGGCCGGAAUGGGACCAUCUGGACCGAAUGGUGGUCGUUUUAUGACCAAUGGAAUUUUCGAACAAUGUCAACGUGCUAUCGUAGAUUAUCUGGGUAAAGAUUCAACAUUGAAAUACAGCGUGUCGAAACGCUUUCUCGAGCCCUUGAAUGAAGUUCUCAACGGUGUACCCUACAGAAACAUACGAUUGGACACCGAAACAGUCGAACGUUCGUCAUCGUCAGAAAAUACUCAAUCUCCACCAUCUCUUGCAGAUAUCAUUGAAAAUGAAUUUGCCAAUCUAUCCAUGAAUAUCUACACCUAUGAGUUGAAACCAUUGUCAGAUAAAUUAUCUUCAUCGUCAACCACCGAUAUAAAAGAAUCUUCUAGUCGUGAUUAUGAACUAACCUGUCGUUUUAUUGAAAUGAACAUGCCUGUUGUUCCACCGAUAAAAAUGAAAUUAUCCGUGCGGUAUCCAAAUGAGCCACCUGAAGUUCUUUCUUUAACAUCAACAACCUCAUGUCAUACGCCAGCCAAACUUGAAAAUUCAGAUGGUCAUUCAUUUUUCGAAUCAAUCUCUCGCAAUUUUAUAUAUUUUUUAUUUAAACUACCGGCUCAGCACACGGUCACUGAUGUUUUAGAUAUAUGGCGUACUGCUAUUCAAAAUGCUUCCUCAUCACAAGAUACAACCUAA
Messenger RNA from Adineta ricciae, 2313 nucleotides. The record is from the annotation of a GenBank genome assembly. NCBI's taxonomy places the organism in Eukaryota, Metazoa, Rotifera, Eurotatoria, Adinetida, Adinetidae.